AUGUGCAGCUGUGAGGUCAGCAUGGUGCAAAUUAGGCUAAAUAUUAGCUACCUUUCCCCAAAUAGCCCAAUCAAGUAGCCCAACCACGUAAAAUGAACAAGCAUGAAACUGAUGGCACAGUGUCGUCUUCUUCAAUGAUCUCAUCUUGAGAAGGUCCAUUUUUAGAGCAGCUCACAUCCCGUCCUACCCUGUCCUCAUCCCCCAGUUACACCCUGUCCUCAUCCCCCAGUUACACCCUGUCCUCAUCCCCCAGUUACACCCUGUCCUCAUCCCCCAGUCCCAUCCUGUCCUCACCCCCCAGUCACACCCUGUCCUCAUCCCCCAGUCCCAUCCUGUCCUCAUCCCCCAGUCACACCCUGUCCUCAUCCCCCAGUCACACCCUGUCCUCAUCCUCCACUCACACCCUGUCCUCAUCCCCCAGUCCCACCCUGUCCUCAUCGCCCAGUCCCAUCCUGUCCUCAUCCCCCAGUCACACCCUGUCCUCAUCCCCCAGUCACACCCUGUCCUCAUCCCCCAGUCCCACCCUGUCCUCAUCAUCCAGUCCCACCCUGUCCUCAUCCCCCAGUCCCAUCCUGUCCUCAUCCCCCAGUCACACCCUGUCCUCAUCCCCCAGUCACACCCUGUCCUCAUCCCCCAGUCACAUCCUGUCCUCAUCCCCCAGUCACAUCCUGUCCUCAUCCCCCAGUCACACCCUGUCCUCAUCCCCCAGUCACAUUAGGGUUGGACAAUAUCCAGAUUUUUAUACCAUCAUACUAAUGAUAGAAUGUUCAUAUUUGAAGAUAGCAGAAAGGCCAGGCUCUUUGGCAAUGACAAGGACUGGCAAUGAGUGGAAUGUUACAUAAAGAGUCUGAUACCCAAGCUAGAAUGCUGUAACCAAGAAGCUUGAUUUUGACAUCUAGCCACUUAGCUAGCAAGUUAGCAAACCAAAUGCAUAGCUGGAGCCCUCAGCUGGAUCUAAUUAAUUUGACACAUCUGCGAUUUCUUAUAGUGAUACUUAACUUAUAGUUAUAAGCAGCGGUGUAGCAUGCACUCCCGCAUGCACCACCGUCGGUAUUUCAAAAUAUCCAUGUAUAUGGUGUAAACGGUAUAUCACCCAAGCCUAAGUCACACCCUGUCCUCAUCCCCCAGUCACACCCUGUGUUAACUCUGAAAGCAGAUGGAUAUGCAUGGUUGAUGUCUAUUGCACCUGUUCGCUAUGUGCUCGAUGUUGGUCUCUGUGUUUCUGUGAAGAUAAAUAAACCAUCUGUUCCAAAGCAUUGAGGUUUCAUACUUUACACUUUGCCACUAUUCAGAGUGGAAGGAGCUCCAAAAUCUGUCAACUGCCUUGAAGUGUGUUUCAUUAGUUUCAUGUUUGCGAGAUGCAUUUGCAUUUCUAGAUUCAUUGUUUACUACUUAUGCAAAGUGCCAUUCAUAGACAACAUUUUCACAUUUCAAGUAAUGUGUCCCAAAGAAUAAACAAACAAAAAAAUGUUUUGAUCACCACUAUUGGACUGAGAUGCGGGUCCUACACGGCAACAGUAGAAAUCCAAUCUUGCCUCAGUGUCUAGUUGGAGUUGGCUUGCCAUUGCCAACAACAUGCCACGAAGUUCUCCACGUUGAAUGUGCUGACUACAGUGAACUUUGACAUUAGUAUUUUGUAGUAGAGCUCACCAGUACCAGAGGAGUGUGCAGGGGGGUUCUGUUGAGAAGGCUUAGGGUGCAUCCCAAAUGACACCAUAUUCCCUUUAUAGUUCACUACUUUGAACAGAGCCCUAGACAAAAGAAGUGCACUAUUAAGGGAUAGGGUGCCAUUCCGGAUGCACACUUAGACUGGAUCUAGGGCUGCAGAGUGAAAUUGCCUCAUGGCUCAAUGUCUGCUCUACCUUAACACUGGUGUCAAGUGGAAUGCACAAAGCUGCCACUCUCCAAGUCAGAACAUGUUUCCAACUAAAGCUUUAUGUGUCGUUUGAGUGGUAAUUGCCAGUGAUGUCGAAGCAACAGUAAAAAUAUUUGAACAAAUAAUUAAUGAUGCUGUUUACUCAUUAAGUAAAUUAAUUAUCCUUAUAUGCAAAGGUUCUAAUAAAAACUGUUACUAUUUAGAACAGUGGUCACAAACCUUUUCUCAGUCGAGAUCACUUUCUGAGUCAAGAUUAUCUACCGCUCAGAUUAUUUAUUUUUUAACAUGACUUAAAAACGUACGUUUUGCAACAUUAACCAAUUAAAAAAUGUUCUGUAGCAAUGAGGUUUGUGCAGUAGGCUAUAGGCCCAACACAUUAUCAUUGUAUAUUGGUUAUGCUUGAAUUGCCCAGCCAAUGUUGUUCUUCUCAGACCAUUUUUUUAUUAUAUAUAUUUUUUUAAAUAAAAAAUGGUAUAUGAUCACACUGGUAAUAGAUCAUUUGUUGUAUUACUUGUGAGGCCCAGCUGAGUGAACAUAAUAAUUUGCCUCUUUUUUUUUUUACUGGACUGAUGGCCUGCAUCUGAUGGUCAGUCUAAAGGAGGGAAGGAGGGAGCAGUGGUGAGACUGCCAAUGCUGCCAUUAGCCGAUCAUGUGAAGAGCAAUGUUUGCUUGAAAAUCGUAUGUUCAUGAAACAUAGUUCCGCCUGUCAUUAGUUCCAGGCAAGCACAACCAAAAAAGAUGGAGGAAUGCCAAUCAUCGCUGUGUCUGGUUUUCCAAUUCUAUAUGAUUUUGCUUUGCUAGAAUACAGAGACAAAAUCAUAAGGUCAAUGGCAUGGAGUAG
Molecule: messenger RNA, 2717 nt
Organism: Coregonus sp. 'balchen'
Lineage: Eukaryota; Metazoa; Chordata; Actinopteri; Salmoniformes; Salmonidae
Source: the annotation of a GenBank genome assembly